Molecule: messenger RNA, 772 nt
Organism: Lathyrus oleraceus (garden pea)
Lineage: Eukaryota; Viridiplantae; Streptophyta; Magnoliopsida; Fabales; Fabaceae
Exons: 1
Coding region: 116-568 (150 amino acids)
Source: RefSeq, a predicted model, not a curated record
UAUAAACCGUUUGAUGUCCCAUUAGUAUCAUUCAUUUCAUUUUCAGUAUUCACAACCACUCCUCUUUUAUUGUCUUCUUUUGUUUCGAUUCCUUCAAUCGAUUCAAGAUUCACCAAUGGCUCUGAGAAUUCAACACAUUCCCAUGUUCUUCCCCGUUUCACCCAUCACCAUCACCAAACUCAAAACUCGAAUAUCCUGCUCCAACAAAAGCAACGACGACGCAUCACUCGCAUCAGAGUUUGCAGAGAAAGUAUCAAUUAUCAACGCACGUGCGGUCCAAGCAGAACAAGUCAUGAGAAAGAGCAGAAAGAUUCUCUUCAAAGAAUUCUGCAACUAUCUUGACCUCAAUGAACAAGAAGCUAAACAAAAAUGGAACAAAAUUGAUGAAGAUGAGAAAUGGGUUUUGAUUAAGGGAUUUGUUCAAGAAUUGAAUGAAUUUUUUCAACCUUUGUCUGCAAAAUAUACCAAAGAAUUGGUCGAGGAAUAUUUGCUAAAAGAGAAUCUUCCUCCUAAAUCUCCUCCUUCUUCUCCUUUGUUUCCCUUUGAUAGUAUAAUUGGUUUUCCAUAGAAAACAAUUCCAUGUUCCAUUUUCUUUUUUUGUUCUUGUUUUGAAAAAUUAGCAGAGAAAGAAAAUUCAGUCUGUAACUUGUAAUUUCUCCCCAAACAAUUUAUUUGAGGAGACAUGUUUUGUUUCGGUUAAUUAGUUCUUUUUUCUUUUUUCUUGAAACAGUACUAUUUAAUCGAACUAAAGUAAAUAAUGUGUUACCAAACA